Messenger RNA from Linum tenue, 1173 nucleotides. NCBI's taxonomy places the organism in Eukaryota, Viridiplantae, Streptophyta, Magnoliopsida, Malpighiales, Linaceae. The record is from the annotation of a GenBank genome assembly.
CAUCUUAAUAAAAGCAGAUGAAGCAAGAAAACAGAGAGACCACAGCUAAACAACAACCAAGAACAAAAAUGGCGAUGGCGAACCUUUUCCAGGAAAUCCAAAUCCCAAAUCAGAAACGGUUCCCCAAUUCCCCGCCUUUCCCUUCCGUCCUAGCGCCAGAUCCAACGUUGCUGCCUUCUCUCAGUGACUUCAUUUCAACCAUCGAAUCUCAGACGCCGCGCCUGGAGUCUCUGCUUCACGAAACAGGGGCGAUCCUCUUCAGGGGAUUCCCUCUCUCCACUGCUUCCCAGUUCAACCAAGUGGUGGAAGCGUUUGGAUUCCCCGAUUACCCUUACGUCGGCGGCGGAGCCUCCCGGACUAAAGUCGUCGGCCGUGUCUUCACCGCGAAUGAGUCGCCGCCGGAUCAGAAGAUCCCCUUCCACCACGAGAUGGCCCAUGUUCCUGAAUUUCCAACUAAGCUGAUGUUCUUCUGCGAAGUGGAGCCAAGGAGUGGCGGGGAGACGCCAAUCGUACUGAGCCACAUGGUGUACGAGAGGAUGAAAGAGAAGUACCCUGAAUUCGUGGACAAGCUGGAAGAGGAAGGGCUUCUUUCCAACAGAGUAUUGGCCGAAGAAGAUGACCCUUCUUCAGCAAUCGGUCGUGGAUGGAAAUCAAUAUUCUCUACCAAUGACAAGCAUGUCGCUCAUGAAAGAGGGCUGCAAAACUGGGAAUGAAGCUGGAGUGGAUUGAUGACGGAUCGUUGGCGAGAACAACAGUCGGCCCAAUGCCAGCAAUCAAAUACGACAAGUCGAGGGAUCGUAAAGUUUGGUUUAACGGGAUGGUGCCGAGUUACACAGCUUUUGGCGACGAGCGAAACGAUCCAACCAAGACCAUCGCGUUUGGAAAUGGCGACCCUCUGCCGGGAGAUGUGGUCUAUGGUUGUUUGCGGAUCAUGGAAGAGGAAAGCGUUGCUAUUCCUUGGCAGAAAGGGGAUAUCCUGUUGAUAGAUAACUCUGCAGUUCUUCAUGCCCGGAAGUUGUUCACUCCACCUCGUCGGGUUUUGGCUGCACUCUGCAAAUAGUGGAACUUAUAUUUUACUUUUUACUUUGUGGUGUGGACAUGGACUUCUAUUUGGCCUUAUACCGAAUUGAAUAAGAGAAACAAAGCGAGGUUAAGUGACUUAUUCGUUAACAU